CCAGGGGAGGAGGAGAGGUUCCCCAGAGGAGGACCAGGGGAGGAGGAGAGGUUCCCCAGAGGAGGACCAGGGGGAGGGGUUCCCCAGAGGAGGACCAGGGGAGGAGAAGAGGUUCCCCAGAGGAGGACCAGGGAAGAGAAAGGGUUUCUCCAUGGGCUGUCCCGGUGAGGAGCGUGGUGGUCGGGGUCAGAUCCUCCUCUUCCUGUAUAGAGCACCCAGUUCAGAUGGACUACAGACCAGACCUCCUGGACCUCAACCAGAGACCCUCCCAACAUCAUCAUGUUACGCAUGCUGCCACCUAACGCUACCGCCAACGAGAUCCGUGCCCAGCUUCAGGACCAGGGAUUGACCCAACAGAGGUUAUGAUUCGCCUGAUGACAAACAAGUCUUCAGGUCAGAGCCGUGGAUUCGCCUUCGUGGAGUUUAAUCACAUACAGGAGGCCUGCCGCUGGAUGGAGACCAAUCAGAUGGUUCUGUCUGUCCUAGACCAGAGGGUGUCUAUGCACUACAGUGAACCUAAACCACGGGCCAACGAGGACUGGCUCUGUAACAAGUGUGGGGUUCAGAACUUCAAGAGGAGAGAGAAGUGCUUCAAGUGUGGUGUUCCCAAAUCAGAGGCAGAGCUGAAACUGCCCCAGCUGAGUGAGUUACCCCUGGGGGGGCAUCAGAUGGAUGGUGCCCAGGGAUUACUGCCCCUCCCUGCCCUUUACCAGCCUGCUGCUGCCACCUCUACUGCCCUCACCAAGGCCGGGGCAACUAAUACACAACAGCCUGAGGUGGCCAACGACACUCUGAUCCUGAGGAACCUGGGUCCCCAUACCUCCCUGGAGUCCAUCCUGUCCACUCUGUCUCCCUUCGCGACUCUGUCUCCUUCUAAUGUUCGACUGAUCAAAGAUAAGCAGACACAACUCAACCGGGGCUUCGCUUUCCUACAGCUGUCUACUAUAGUGGAAGCAUCUCAGCUGCUCCAGAUCCUGCAGGCCUUACAGCCAACUCUCUCUAUAAACGGGAAGGACAUCUCUGUCGAGUUCGCCAAGGGAUCCAAACG
Oncorhynchus keta (chum salmon) is the source of this 1048-nucleotide messenger RNA. RefSeq names its product RNA-binding protein 10-like. The annotation marks the transcript as partial. Gene Ontology annotation, molecular function: RNA binding. Gene Ontology annotation, biological process: mRNA splicing, via spliceosome. NCBI's taxonomy places the organism in Eukaryota, Metazoa, Chordata, Actinopteri, Salmoniformes, Salmonidae. The record is from RefSeq and is a predicted model, not a curated record. The transcript is spliced from 9 exons. Gene Ontology annotation, cellular component: nucleus.